Molecule: messenger RNA, 858 nt
Organism: Heterobasidion irregulare TC 32-1
Lineage: Eukaryota; Fungi; Basidiomycota; Agaricomycetes; Russulales; Bondarzewiaceae
Exons: 2
Coding region: 1-615 (204 amino acids)
Biological process (GO): maturation of SSU-rRNA from tricistronic rRNA transcript (SSU-rRNA, 5.8S rRNA, LSU-rRNA)
Cellular component (GO): nucleus
Source: RefSeq, a predicted model, not a curated record
AUGGACGUCGCCCAACCAUCGAGCUCAACGUCCGCCCCCGCCCCCGUGCUCCCCACCACCUCCGUCCUCUUCGCCCGUGGCGUCCUCGCGCGCCUCGCCCUCUGGCCCGCCCUCCGCGCCGCGGUCGACAACGCCUGGGGCGGGCCCGCGUCCGCGGCCAAGCGCACCUGGCUCGCCUCCGUGCUCGUCGACGCGUUUGAGACGGAGACAGACCCACCGCCGGACGCGGAGUACGUCGCCGCGACGCUGCUUCAGGUGAUGGAGGACGAGUUUGACGUCGUGCUCGAGGACGGGAGCGAGGACGCGGUCGCGCGGGACGUCGUGCGCCUGUGGGGGGCCGUGAACGCGGGUGCGGGUGCGGGCGGCGAGGGCGAGAGGGCGGUGCGGGAGGUGGAGGCGCGCGCAGAGGGGGUGCGGGGGAAGACGGUCGAGGUCGAGGUCGAGGAUGCAGAGGUGGAGGCGGACGGAAGCGGGAGCGAGUGGGAGGACGAGGACGACGAAGGCGAGGACGAGGCGCCGCAGCUGCUGGAUCGCGCACAGAGGACGCCGAAGCCGGAGCCCGUCGUCGACGAGGAUGGGUUCACGCUCGUGCAGGGCAAGGGCAAGGGCCGAUGAUCGAGCACACCGCUGUCGUAUCUCUCCAAUCAAAAUACAUCGCACGAGCGAUCUGUGGGAUCGUUGUUUUGCUACUUAACCAUGUAUCAACUAUGUCGUGUACGUCGUGCGUCGAGGUGACCAUCAACCGAUCUACUCGAGUCAGUGCGCCUGCAACCCGUCUCUUCUCUCCUUCUUUUGAUCUGAAUACGUCUCCUCCAGCCGGUACUCUUGAAAAAUAUCACGAUUAAUUGUGACUGCAGU